Theileria orientalis strain Shintoku is the source of this 1350-nucleotide messenger RNA. RefSeq lists its product as uncharacterized. The coding region runs from base 1 to 1350 and encodes 449 amino acids. Gene Ontology annotation, biological process: RNA processing. Gene Ontology annotation, molecular function: RNA ligase (ATP) activity. Gene Ontology annotation, cellular component: tRNA-splicing ligase complex; nucleus. The record is from RefSeq and is a predicted model, not a curated record. Lineage: Eukaryota; Apicomplexa; Aconoidasida; Piroplasmida; Theileriidae. The transcript has 5 exons.
AUGAAGAAGACAGUCAAAUAUGAAGAUCAACUUGACUAUAUCCAAAAGAGUAAUGAAGUUAAGAACCUCUUUGUUAUCAAGAAGGGCUUUGUGCCUAAUAUGAACGUGGAAGGUCACCUAUUUGCAAAUGAAAAUUUAUCAAAGCUCCUAUUUGAUGAACUUAGGCAGUUUACAGAUGAACCGGGGUCUUUUCUUCCAGCUUUAAAGCAGUUAGCAAAUGUUGCCGCACUGCCUGGUAUAGUUAAGAGCAGUAUAGCUCUUCCAGAUGCACAUUCUGGUUACGGCUUUUCUAUCGGAAACGUUGCAGCUUUUGAUAUGGAUAACUGCAAUUCGGUGGUAUCUCCAGGGGGAGUUGGCUUCGAUAUUAACUGUGGAGUCCGGCUACUGCGAACAGGUUUACUAUAUAAGGAUAUUGAGCCUAUAAAGGAGCAGCUGGUUCAAAAACUGUUUGAUUUGAUCCCAGUGGGUGUUGGAUGCCAAGGUCAAAUACCAUGUGAUAGUAACGACUUGGACGAUAUACUGGAAUACGGGAUGGACUGGUCAGUAUCGUCCGGGUACUCGUGGGCCGAAGACAAGGAGCACUGUGAAGAAUUCGGCAGGAUGGUUCAGGCAGAUCCCACAGUUGUGUCAUUCAGGGCUAAAAAGAGAGGGCUGUCGCAAAUAGGAACACUUGGCGCUGGAAACCACUACGCGGAGGUCCAGGUCGUCGAGGAGAUAUACGAUGAAUACAGUGCCAAGGUCAUGGGAAUCGAUAGGAUCGGCCAAGUGUGUGUGAUGAUGCACACUGGGUCCAGAGGGCUGGGCCACCAAGUUGCUUCAGAUGCACUGGUGGAUAUGGAGAACAGCCUAAACAAGUCUAAGAUAAAGGUAAACGAUAAGCAGUUGGCAUGCGCAAGAAUCCACUCCGAGGAGGGGAGGAAAUACAUCAAAGCGAUGGCGGCGGCUGCCAACUACGCCUGGGUCAACAGGAGUGUGAUGACGCACCUGGCCAGGAAGUCCUUCGAGGAGGUGCUUAGGGAAUCGGCCGACGACCUGGAUAUGCACGUAGUUUACGACGUUUCGCACAACAUUGCUAAGAUCGAGGACCACAUGAUCGACGGGAAGCUGAAGAGGCUCCUCCUCCACAGGAAGGGGUCGACGAGGGCCUUUCCGCCCUACCACCCGCUUAUAUCGGCGGAUUUCCAGCACAUUGGGCAGCCGGUGCUCGUUGGUGGCACCAUGGGCACCUGCUCGUACGUGUUGACAGGGACUCAGCUGGCCAUGGACCUAACGCUAGGGUCCACCUGCCACGGAUCAGGUAAGUCAAUCGGUAGCAGAUGUGCUUUUAAAAUUACCACUAACGGUCCAUAG